AUGCUGGAACUUGAAGUUGUGCCCGAAAGAUCCAUUGGUUGUGAGCAGUGGGAAUUUAUUUUAGGAAUGCAUUUUUCUCAAUCGGUAUCCAUAAUACAGUCACAAGUGGGCAUUAUUCGUGGAGUACAAGUUCUUUAUAGCGAUACGAAUCCAUUAGAAGUAGACCUAGUAAUAAAUUUACCAUACGAUGGAAUACGGCUUAUAUUUGAUCCUAUUGUUCAAAGGCUUAAAAUUAUUGAAAUUUACAACAUGAAAUUGGUUAAGCUUAAAUAUUGUGGAUUACCAUUUAAUUCGCCUGAAGUAUUGCCGUCUAUAGAACAAAUUGAACAUUCAUUUGGUGCAACUCAUCCUGGUGUUUAUGACAGUGAUAAACAGGUUUUUGUGCUCAAUUUUCGUGGCUUGUCAUUUUAUUUCCCAAUUGAUUCCAAGUUUCAACCUGGUUAUGCCCACGGAUUAGGUUCUCUACAAUUUCCGAAUGGAACAUCACCACUAGUUGCUAAAACAGCUAUUUAUGUUGGUAAUAUGGCUGCUGGAUCGGUUGGAAGUGAAGAACACUGUCUGAAGGCCCCACCUCCACCACUGCCUUUGGUUUGUUAUCACAAUAAUUUGUACUUAGAAAAAGCAGAAAUUAUAAGAGACAAAGUGCGAACGCGAGGUUUAAAAUUACAUCUAUUUACGGAAGGAAAUUCAGCAACGAGAGUUUUACUGGAACCAAAAAAACAUAAUCUUAUGAAAGAGGUAUGGUUUGGAGAUUACUGUGAAGAUGUUUUGAGUGCACUCGGAGCACCUUCACGUGUAUUUUUUAAAGCAGAAGACAAAAUGCGAAUUCACAGUCCGCAUGCACAUAAAAAAGAUAAAACAAGGCGGUCCGAUUUUUUCUACAAUUAUUUUACUUUGGGUCUGGAUGUUCUAUUUGAUGCAAAAACACAAUGUGUUAAAAAAUUUGUAUUACAUACAAACUAUCCAGGACAUUAUAAUUUUAAUAUGUAUCACCGUUGUGAGUUUACUCUUACACUACCUCCUGAAAAUAAUUCCAAUGAUUCUGGUAAACUUAUCGAUGUUAGCCCAUCUCCAAUCACGAUCACUGCCUAUACGAAGUGGGAUAAAAUAAGUGAGCAGUUAAAAGCAACGGCUCGUCCAGUAGUAUUGAAUCGUGCGUCUUCUACAAAUACGACGAAUCCCUUUGGUUGUACUUUCUGUUAUGGUAUACGCGAUGCCAUAAUUGAAAUUAAGUGUGCAUAUAUAUAA
Cotesia congregata is the source of this 1248-nucleotide messenger RNA. NCBI's taxonomy places the organism in Eukaryota, Metazoa, Arthropoda, Insecta, Hymenoptera, Braconidae. The record is from the annotation of a GenBank genome assembly.